AUGAGUCGCCCACAACGAACGAUUAAGCCGAGAUCGGCAAAUUUGUUUAUCAAAAAUUUGGAUGACGGAAUCGAUAGUAACCGGUUGCGUGAAUUGUUUUCACCCUUCGGAACAAUAACUUCCGCUAAAGUAGAACGGCAGAACGACGGACAAUCAAAGAAGUAUGGAUUUGUUUGUUACGGUGCGGAUUCUGAAGCCGCACUCAAAGCAAUGUGUUACAUGAAUGGACGAAUUAUUGCGGGAAAGCCAAUCUACGUAAAUGUAGCACAGAAGAAAGAACAGCGAAAAAUACUUUUGGCUGCGCAAUUCAGCAAGUCAAGCGAUGUGCCAAAACCAGCGGACGAAGAUGAUGAAAUGCCGACAUCCUAA
Armigeres subalbatus is the source of this 369-nucleotide messenger RNA. RefSeq lists its product as uncharacterized. The transcript has a single exon. Gene Ontology annotation, molecular function: RNA binding. Gene Ontology annotation, cellular component: ribonucleoprotein complex. NCBI's taxonomy places the organism in Eukaryota, Metazoa, Arthropoda, Insecta, Diptera, Culicidae. Bases 1 to 369 code for a protein of 122 amino acids. The record is from RefSeq and is a predicted model, not a curated record.